Molecule: messenger RNA, 4748 nt
Organism: Ctenopharyngodon idella (grass carp)
Lineage: Eukaryota; Metazoa; Chordata; Actinopteri; Cypriniformes; Xenocyprididae
Gene: bach2a
Product: BTB and CNC homology 1, basic leucine zipper transcription factor 2a
Exons: 7
Coding region: 453-2774 (773 amino acids)
Biological process (GO): regulation of transcription by RNA polymerase II
Molecular function (GO): RNA polymerase II cis-regulatory region sequence-specific DNA binding; DNA-binding transcription factor activity, RNA polymerase II-specific; protein binding
Source: RefSeq, a predicted model, not a curated record
GGGCGCAUCGCCAUGACGUCAUCGCCCCAAUGUCAACAAUGUAGCAAUUUAGAGGAGGCGCGUGCUGGAAAUGCCACAAUCAGCAAAGAGCAAAGCAAAAGCACGCGGUCUCGAAUGUAAUCCAACACAGACGGAGACCGAACACAUCAUUCCUCCUGCUUCAAAGAAACGAAUCGCCGUGCACGCUCCUCCAGCUGUUAACGAAGCGCGAAGAAAGAGACCAUGUGAAAGCGUCUUGCAGAAUAUCUUCGUGCAGGAACGAGUGAAAGUUUAGACAGCUCUCUUGUUAUUCUCAGAAAGCUCUUCGAUGGUUGGAACUGAAAGAAGAGCCGCUGUAAUCAGAGCGACAUCUCUGAAUGAAUUGACAUGGUGGUGAUAUCUCAUUAGUGUGGGCAAAGCAAGCGAAUGACAGCUGCUAUCAGACAUUUCUCUGUCAGUGCUUUGAGCAAGGAAUGUCUACGGAGAAGCCUGAAGCUCCCAUGUAUGUGUAUGAGUCGACAGUGCAUUGUGCCAACAUCCUCCUGUGCCUGAAUGAACAGCGGAAGCAGGACGUCCUGUGUGAUGUGACAGUACUGGUGGAGGGGAGGGAGAUCCGUGCCCACAAGGCAGUGCUGGCAGCUUGUAGCCAGUAUUUCUCCCUGCUGCUCAGGGGCCAGACGGAGCAUGAGCCGGUCAUCAGCCUGCCACAGAAGAUCACGGAGAAAGGCUUUGCCCCACUGUUGCAGUUUGCUUACACAGCCAAGUUGCUACUCAACAGGGACAACAUCCAGGAUGUCAUGUGCUGUGCAGAAUUCCUAGGGAUGCACAACCUCGAAGACUCCUGCUUCCAUUUCCUACAGGCCGAGAUGAAAGGUGAGGUUGAAGGCAUGCACACCAGCCAGAAUCCCCCAUCAGAAGACGGAAACGUGCAGCCGAGUGACUCCAAACCUCAACUGUUCGGAUCAAGGCUGCACCCUGAAGCUGAGCAAUUGAAAGUCACCGACAACUUCCAUUCUCCAACCUUCGACCUCCCUCGUUAUCCCAAAUAUCGAAAGUACCAUCAGGUUCAUGCUAAGCACAACGCAACCACCUCCUCACACAGCAGUACCUCAAGCUUUCAUGGCUCCUUGCAGGACACCGUCACCAGCAGCAAUGCUCGGGGCCUGGAUCUGUCAAAGGUGAAGGCAGAGCCAGCCAGUGGAGAAGUCUGUGUACCACUAGAAUUGGCUGAGUUGGAGCAGGACUGUCUGGUCAGGGGUAAAGGCUGUGACAUAGAGAUGGACAUCGAAAUGGAGUUGGAAGGAAGGCAACUUAGUUCAACACCCACUGAAUUGCCUGUGAGCAAAAGUUCACCAGUGUGCCUGAGCUCCCUUGUUAAAAAGGAAGUCACUUCUUCAGAUGAUUAUCUUACCACUGAUCUGCAACGCGCCAGCAAAAGCUCUCACAUUCGAGAACAAGAAUUUGCUCCGGGUGACUUUCAAAAGGACUAUCAGGCUUUCAUUGGGGGACUUGAUGUGAUGUCCUCAAAGAAGGCUGAGAAAUUAACUGAUGGGGUGUCCCUCAAGUCACUUUCCUUCGAGAGGAUCUGUUCGCAGGAAGCUGAACAGGAGAGCGACCGAAAAAGCGUCAUCUUCUCCUCUCGGACCUCCUACCAUCUGGUGGCACCUGCGCACUCUUAUCCGGGUGAGAACUGUUUGGGGCAGGAAACCCCGGAAGACCUAUGGGCAGGUUCCAGCCAGUCAUUCCCCUGCUCCCAAACACUGUCCCCUACUUCUGUCUCUCAAGAGCCCCAGUUGCCCUACCGCCGCCGCCCAAAGAGCAGCUGUCCGGUGCCCAUUAAAAUGUGUCCUCGCUCGUCUCGUGCCGAAAGUCACAUCAGAACCUCCAGCUCUUGCUCUUCCUACUCCUACGCUGAGGAUGGAAGUGGAGGAUCUCCUUCCAGCCUGCCCCAGUUUGAGCUCUCUACCUCUCCUUGUUCCACCAUGGCGCGAUGCCUGGCGUUCGAACACCGGGAGAAUAGCACGUCGGGGACACCAAAAAUCAAGUGUGAGAAGUCAUAUGACACUAAUUCCAGUGAUGAAUCUGGAUCUUUUUCUGAUGGAGAUAGUGAAUUGUUUCCCACCAAAGAGCACAGUCAAGAGGUGAAACUGCCUUUCUCGGUCGACCAGAUCACAGAGCUUCCACGCAAUGACUUUCAGCUGAUGAUAAAGAUGCAUAAACUGACCUCGGAUCAGCUAGACUUCAUCCACGACAUGAGACGCCGCAGUAAAAACCGCAUCGCAGCUCAGCGCUGCAGGAAAAGAAAGCUGGACUGCAUCCAGAACCUGGAGCGUGAGAUUCACAAACUGGUCUGCGAGAGACAGAAGCUCCUAACCGAACGCAGCCAUUUAAAGACCUGCAUGGGGGAGCUGUGGGAAAACUUCUCCUUUCUGUCUCAGGAGGUCUGCAGGGAGGAACAACUGAGUCCAGAUCAGUCUCGAUCUCUAUAUAAUCUACAACCAGACCCAGUUUUAUCUGGUUCAGCUGGUAUAGACCUUAGAAUAUCUCCCAGUCCAACCAGUAUAGACAUCACCCUCACCUCACAUGGCAGCGUAGUGUCAUCCCCUGACUGUCACACCAUAGCCAAUCCUUCACACCCGCACAUUAGAGUGGACAGAGAGGCUGUGCCGCCCCAGGACACUGUCACCUCUGUGAGGUCAGGGCCCUCCCAGACGGGCAGCUCAAGUGUGACGAUUGAUUUUUGCCAGGAAAUGACCGAGAAGUGUACGACAGAAGAGCUCCCUGAGAGAAACUGAGUCUGGUAAACUGCAUUUUUAUCUUUUAACACGAGUAUUGGUUCAGUACGUGUUCAAAUGUUACUUUUUUUUCUUCUUUUUUUCCCAGUGUUAAGUUUUAUUUGUUGCUAUUUUAGGUGACUGUUCUGUUUACAUGUUGCACCUGAUUUGUUUUUGUGUGUAAAAAUGGAUGUGUUCUCGUACAUGCUGUAUAGGAUGCUAAAAUCAUUUAUCACUUUCAUUCAUUUAUAUAUAUAUAUAUAAUAUAUAUAUAUAUAUAUAUGAAUUCAUACGCACACACAUGCAUACAUAUACAUACACACACAUACAUACAUUUUAUAUAUAUAUAUAUAUAUAUAUAUAAUAUGGUUCUCAGAUUUAUCUCAGGAAUUGAAGAGUUUGUUUUUGUGGCAAGGCAACUUCAAAUCAAGCAGCAUAUGCAAGUGUGAUAUUGAGUGUUUGAAAGUGUUUUGCACCUAUUGUGCGUUCAAGCAUUCCUAAUGUGCGUAAAGAAAAAACUAAAAAGGAUAACAGAGAAACCAAACAGCUGCUCACCUCGAUUUGCAAGAAGCUGAGCAAUCUGUUUUUCCACACAGAGAAAUGAACAUCUGAUCUCUUUCUCUCUCUACAAAAGAUCAUAAAUGACGAUUAGCUGCCUAUAUGAUUGUCCCCUCCAAUAUUUUGUGAUGAAGCACCAUUUGAUACGGUCCAGAUUUUUUUCUACAGAUUUUUCCGAAGCUCAGUUUUCUAGACUGUUAAAAUGGUUGAUCAGGGAUGUCUGUUGUAUAUAAAACUCUCCAAGCAAACUUUAGUAAAUUACUCAUUCUGUUUAUUUUGGCAGCUCACAUAUAGAUGUCUCCGAUCUGACUUGAUUCCUUCAGGGUGUUACGCACAUUAACAUUUUACUGUUGUUAAGCAAAUCAAUAGUCUUAUGUUUUGGUUAUAUGUUGGUGUGGGGUGCGGACCUUUAUCAUUUUUUUUUUUUAAAUGUUAAAAAGUUUGUACACUUAACCACACUCCACUUCCGGUGUUCGAUUAUUUCCCCAGUCCUAAUGUUUUCACCAUUAAAACUUUCCAAUACUGUCCCUCCUUCAGUAUAGUGUAAUUAUAACACUUUUACAUGUUUGAUUUAAUAACAUGAGGUGAAAGUUCAAGCCUUAAGGUGACAACAGUUGGAAAAAUCUCAAUGCUGCAUUACAUUGUUGUUGCUUUAAGUGACUCACAUCUGUAUCGUCACAAUACUAAAGUUCAAAGGUGAGAUGGGGUAUAUGUUUUACUGUUUUAAUUAAGUCUAUUUACUUCAGAUUAUUGUGAACUGCAUGACUUUAAUGACAGAUAAGACAUGAUUAAAGCUGUGUUUUUAAUAUUUUGUUUGUAUUGGCCAAAAAUCAAACAGUUUUGGCCUUAAAAAAAUCUCAUAUAGUCAUGUGGGUUAAUUUGUGCACCAUAAAUGACGACUCACUGUCAAGAAUUCAAAUGUCUUACAAAUUACCAGAUUAAAUUCUUAAGAAUUCUGUGCAUAUUCAGAUUUUUUUUUUUUUUUCUCAUGACCUUUGAAUUUGGAUUUGGAUCAUGCCUUUGUUAUCUGAUGCACCACAGUUGUGAUAUGAAUACUGUGAUAAGGGCAAAUAUGAAUAUUCAUUAUUAGUUUACAUGCAGUAGGGAGAGUUUGGACAUUCGCAGAUCUACCUGUAAAAUCGAUAUACCUCUCGUCUCGGACAAGGUCUGUAGCAGAACUGGUUUACAACCUUUUUAAAAGACGUUUUACAAUCAUUUCUUUUAUGUAGAUUUUGUAUGUAUUGUACAUAUUCUGUUUAUAGUUAUUUGUGGGAUUCUUCGAAAACGAUUGUUUUGCUUUCUUUUGUUAAUCAAAUCUUGAAAAGUUGUGACCUCAAUGUUCAUAAUCUGUAUUUGUUACAUUCUUGAAUGUGUCCACAUUGAAUUUGUCUACUAGGAUAUUAAAUAAAUUGCCAAGCAUGUUUUAUGCAGAUUGAA